CAUUAUCUCCACCAUAACCUUUCAUUUUCAACCCUUUUACCCUCUCUCUCUCUUUCCACCUCACAUAAACACACGCUCACAUUCUUUCCCCUCUUUAUAUUAUUGCUUCCAACCACCUUAAACACACACACACUCCAAACUCAAAAAACAGAGCAAAACAGAGCAAAUCACUCUACACCUGUUUCACCAAUACAAUGGAUCAAGAAUAUCACUUCAAGAGGAACCAUGUUCCAGCAUUUGGAAGCUGGGAUUGGAAUGAUAAUCUACCAUUCACACAGUGCUUUGAAUCAGCAAGACAAGGUGGUUUUUUACACUAUACUUACUCAGAGACUAAUCAAGAUCAAGAUCUUUAUGUUACUGGUGAUUUGUAUGAUAAUCAUGUUGUUACUCCUGCAAUGAUUGUUGUUCCUCGUAGAAGGGAAAAGGUACGUUCCCAACAUGAAAAGGAUAUGAAAAAGCAAAAUUGGGUAAAGGAACCACCAAGCCCAACUCCAAUGUCAAGACCAACACCAAAGCCUGUUGAUGAAGACUUAUACAAAAUUUCACCAGACCUUCUUUAUAUCAAAACUAGGAAGAAGAGAGGGAUGUGUUUCUUUUCAAGUUGCUUUUGUAUUGCAUGAGACAUGAAAAGUUGAGUGGCCAAUGUAUAUACAAGUGAUUAAAUGGAGAGAUUAUUAUUAAUUAUUAAUUAGUAGAUAGAUACUCUCUUGGAUGAUAUUUUAUUUGAAAGCACAAUAUUUAAAGGACCAAGAAGAUUAUCAUAUUUAAAUAGACACAUGAUUAUUGUGCUAAGGUCUUGGUUUUUAUUUUAUUUUUUUCUUUUUAACUUAAACGGUUUGUUUGUAAUUUAAAUUUUAGUCUUUGAUGUACUUUGGAAUGUAUCAUUGCUUGGACUUAAACUUUGUUUGUAAAAGCUCUGUUACCAGAAAUUAAAGGGAAAAAAAAAGGGUUAAAAGGUAGUAA
This is a messenger RNA of Trifolium pratense (red clover), 963 nucleotides long. RefSeq lists its product as uncharacterized. Bases 195 to 620 code for a protein of 141 amino acids. The transcript is spliced from 4 exons. The record is from RefSeq and is a predicted model, not a curated record. NCBI's taxonomy places the organism in Eukaryota, Viridiplantae, Streptophyta, Magnoliopsida, Fabales, Fabaceae.